This is a messenger RNA of Trypanosoma grayi, 399 nucleotides long. RefSeq lists its product as hypothetical. The record is from RefSeq and is a predicted model, not a curated record. The coding region runs from base 1 to 399 and encodes 132 amino acids. NCBI's taxonomy places the organism in Eukaryota, Euglenozoa, Kinetoplastea, Trypanosomatida, Trypanosomatidae. Gene Ontology annotation, biological process: amino acid metabolic process. The transcript has a single exon. Gene Ontology annotation, molecular function: amino acid binding; carboxyl- or carbamoyltransferase activity.
AUGAUCUCUGCUGGGGUUGCGGUGCGCUGUCGCGCUCGCGGGGUUGUUCUGUGGAGAGGCGUGCUUUGCCCCACCCUUCUUCUGCUCUUUGCCACUUCGUCGAAUGGCGAUUGCGCGGGGGCGGCGUGGCGGUUCGAGGCGGACAUCGCCACCUACGUCGUCCGGAUGAGGAGGGCGAAGGCAGGGGGGAUUACGACGUGCCAGCCGCAGCGAUUUGGUGAGCCCAGGAACCAUAUCGAGGCUUAUACUCGCGCUGCCUACUUUAGGCAAGUGCGCUGUGGACUUUUUUUUCGUAUGGCUCUCCUUUCUGGCGCUUUGUCGUGGCGAGAGGGGCUGUAUGGUGCGAAGUGGGAAUUGACCACCGCAACGGUUCCUCUUGUUUUGAAGAGGGGAUUGUGA